Molecule: messenger RNA, 1395 nt
Organism: Cuscuta campestris
Lineage: Eukaryota; Viridiplantae; Streptophyta; Magnoliopsida; Solanales; Convolvulaceae
Source: the annotation of a GenBank genome assembly
AAAUAAGAGCAAUAAUAAUAAUAAUCCAAAUAUUUUUGUCAAAAAAACAAACUCCGUAAUAAUCCAAAAAUUCAUUUAUAAAGCAAAUCUGUUUGUUCUAUUAUAAUUAUCCGGGCAAUUAUAGUUUACUCAGGAAUAGCGAUAAGCACCGGUCGCCAAGAUCUUCGGAGUAACCGUUGCCGGAAAGUUGCCGACAGUGGCCGAGACCCGACUCGUUUAAUUGAGGACCCGCCACCACCAAGUCCGCCGUCGCCGUAAAACGCCGCCGACAAUAGCUCUUCCCUUAAAUUCUCCGACAUAUUAUCACAGGGAGGCUGCGGCGGCGGCGGCGACGACGAGGACACGAACAGAUCCUUGAGCUUGCGCCUGGCCGCCAUCUCCUUCUCCUCCGCCUUCGCUUCCCUCCGCAGAUCCGGCGAUCCAUGGUCCGCGCCGAGGCUGAGCAGCAUACCGAGAGUCUUCCGGCGACGGAAGUGGAUGACGGGACUGGUCGUCGGGCUCCGGGUUGGGCUUCCGGCGACUGCGCACUGGGUCGCAAAGAGCUUGAAUUUUUGCAGAGUCGCCAUUGGAAUUCUCCGAUCGGAUUCGAUUUGGAUUCGCUGAAGAAGAGUGAAAUUCACUCAAAGGUGAUUUGGGAAGGGAGAUCUGGAUGAAGAGAUCGAUUAGGGAAUCUUUGGAGAGAGGAAGAAGAUUGGGGGAAAAGCAGAGUCAGAAAGAAAUGUGGAGUGGAAAAUUGCAAAUGACGAAAGGGGAGAAUUUGAAAGCUCUUCAAAAAGCCUCAGGCCACAUCGCCGCCUCCUUCGUCUUCCUUCCUCUUGCCGAACGAGGAAAUCAAAUAAGUCAGGGAGAUUGCCGGAAACCUACAUCACCAUCAUCACGAUUCAUCAAUCUUCUUCGUUCCUCUUUGCCGGUCGAGCAUAGGACCAGAGAGGAAGCUGCGCCAGAGGAGGAAUUCGCCAGACGUCGCCGGGAAUCAUUGCCGAAAAGUUUUAUCUUCGCCAAUCGAGCCUGCCGUGAUCCACCGUGUAGCUUGUCUUCUUCUUCACGUGAGAUCGAUUCGGCUUAAAAGUUCGAUGCAGAUUAGAUCUAUUCAUUUUCAGCCGCCCUGAUUCCUUUGCCGGUGCCAAACACGCCGAGUGAUGGUUCCAGCAUAUGAUAGCUCCAAAAUCCAAAAUUGGAUUGAAUUGAUCAACUCUAACGAUGUGAGAAUAUAUGUCUCCUUGGUCACUAAUUCGAUUCAAGUAAUUUUCUUCUCACACGGUCCAGAUAAAUUAUCAAGAUACCACGAUGGUAAGUAGACACUAAGGGAAGGUUUUUGAAGGAGCUGAAUGGAAGAUAAAUUCCAUGACAUAUACUAAUAUAUAUAUAUUCUUCAAUUAAAGAAGAUGUGAACCU